Messenger RNA from Numida meleagris (helmeted guineafowl), 4440 nucleotides. RefSeq names its product phosphatidylinositol glycan anchor biosynthesis class A (gene PIGA). Gene Ontology annotation, molecular function: phosphatidylinositol N-acetylglucosaminyltransferase activity. Gene Ontology annotation, cellular component: glycosylphosphatidylinositol-N-acetylglucosaminyltransferase (GPI-GnT) complex. The coding region runs from base 90 to 1553 and encodes 487 amino acids. The record is from RefSeq and is a predicted model, not a curated record. Gene Ontology annotation, biological process: GPI anchor biosynthetic process. The transcript has 5 exons. Lineage: Eukaryota; Metazoa; Chordata; Aves; Galliformes; Numididae.
CGGCGCGGCCCGGCCUGCGCGGGAGAGAUGGCCGGGCCCAGCGACGGCGGGGGGCCCGCGAGGGCCCGGCGGGCGGCCGGCAGGGAGUGAUGGCGCCUCGUCGUUGCCCCGGCAGGAGAAUGGCGGCAGGGAGAGCGCAGAGCGUCUGCAUGGUGUCGGACUUCUUCUACCCCAACAUGGGUGGUGUGGAGAGCCACAUCUACCAGCUGUCGCAGUGCCUCAUCGAGCGCGGCCACAAGGUGUUGGUGGUCACCCACGCCUACGGCAGCCGUAAGGGCGUCCGCUAUCUGACCAACGGGCUGAAGGUGUACUACCUGCCCCUCAGGGUGAUGUACAACCAGUCCACCGCCACCACGCUCUUCCAUAGCCUGCCUCUGCUCAGGUACAUCUUCGUGCGGGAGCGCGUCACCAUCGUCCACGCCCACAGCUCCUUCUCGGCCAUGGCGCACGACGCGCUCUUCCACGCCAAGACCAUGGGGCUGCGCACGGUGUUCACGGACCACUCGCUCUUUGGCUUUGCGGACGUCAGCUCGGUGCUCACCAACAAACUUCUGACCGUGUCCCUGUGCGAUACGAACCACAUCAUCUGCGUCUCCUACACCAGUAAGGAGAACACGGUGCUGCGAGCGGCGUUGGACCCGCGCAUCGUCUCCGUCAUCCCCAAUGCGGUGGAUCCCACUGACUUCACUCCAGACCCGUCUAGGAGGGAUGACAGCACCGUAACGAUCGUGGUGGUCAGCAGGCUUGUUUACAGAAAAGGUAUAGAUUUGCUCAGUGGUAUAAUUCCUGAGCUCUGCCAGAAGUAUCCAGAGUUACAUUUCCUAGUUGGAGGAGAAGGACCAAAACGAAUUGUACUUGAAGAAGUCCGGGAAAGGUACCAGCUACAUGACAGGGUACGUCUCCUAGGAGCCCUGGAGCACCAGGAUGUUAGAGAUGUUCUAGUCCAGGGUCACAUUUUUCUCAACACUUCCCUCACUGAAGCCUUUUGUAUGGCAAUUGUGGAAGCAGCAAGCUGUGGUUUACAGGUUGUGAGUACAAGAGUUGGCGGGAUUCCUGAGGUGCUUCCAGAAAAUCUCAUUAUUUUAUGUGAACCUUCCGUGAAGUCUUUGUGUGAUGGACUAGAAAAGGCAAUUGCCCAGCUCAGAUCAGGAAACCUACCAUCUGCAGAAAACAUUCAUAAUAAAGUAAAGACAUUUUAUACAUGGAGGAAUGUAGCAGAGAGAACUGAAAAAGUGUAUGAGAGGGUUGCAGAUGAAGUGGUUUUACCAAUGGAUGAGAGACUUGACAGACUAAUAUCUCACUGUGGCCCAGUGACUGGGUAUAUUUUUGCUCUUCUAGCUGUUCUGAACUUCCUUUUCUUGUUGUUUCUGAGGUGGAUGACUCCAGAUUCCAUUAUUGAUGUUGCAAUAGAUGCCACAGGUCCUAAUGGUGCAUGGACUAAACAGUAUUUUUUUGGGAAAAGAGAAAGAGUUAAAGAAGAGCCUCCAUGCUCCGACAGUGCUCAGAUGGAAAGAAAAAAUACACCAGUGUCUAAAGGUUUUAAAGCUUACUGAUAGCGAUGUUACUUCUUAAGUUCUUCAGUUUUUUUCUGGAGUUCUUUGGAAGAAACUUGGUUAAAAUGUGCUACCUCAAUUUAGGAUCGUUUUUUAAUUUAGUUUUGAGUUCUUGCAAGUAUGUGAACAUCACUUUUGCACUUAAAGCUGAGGGAGAACAUGGAUUUUUAUGUGUCAAGAGCCUUUGAGACAAAAAUAUAUUUUUUUUUCUUUAGAAAUUGAAUAUUACAAUGAGUGUAAGCUUUUGUGGCAUUUCAAAAAGCAAAACACAGAAAUUAUUAGUCUGUAGUAAUCUCCAUAAAUUCCUUAUAAUUACUGUGAUUUUUGAGACCUAUCUAAACAAAACAUACCUUUUCUUUCCUAAGAUGAAAAUGGCACUUGAAAUUCCUCAUAAACUCAUUAUUACUCUGGAAUUUCUUAUUACUUUGAAUUCAUUAUUACCAUGGAAAUUUCAGAGACUUAGUUCUAGCAGCUGUGUCCCAGUGACAGUGUUUUGCCUGCGUGGCCUUAUAAUUUUGAAGUUCUUUCAUCAAUUGUCCUGUUGUUAAAUCAAAACUCCAUAAUGAGUUUUUGAUAUUUUCAGAAUUGCUGAAUUUGUCCUCUUAACUUAAGUAUGUGAAAGUGAGGUAAAGUUCAACCCCCCCCCCCUUUUUUUUUUUUCUUAAAGUACAUAGGUGGCUUUUUAUAAAAUACAAAGGUGAAGGAAUGAUGUUGUUUAGAGAUUAGCAUAAUAUAGUAUAGCCUUCAGAACCAGCUUAGGCCUGAAAACACCUCCAGCAGACUAUGCCAAAGCAUAAAUUAAUGUCUGUGUGUGUGUGUGUGUGUGUGUCUGUGUGAAUGAGAGAGGGAGAAAUCUGUGAGAGCUUAACAAGCCUUAACAAGCACCAUCCUUCUUUUUUUUUUUUUUUUUUUCCCCCCCCCCCCCCCCCCCCUUUGUUCUUCUGCUUUUUAUGUAAAUGGCAUUGCAGUCCAUCUCUGGGAGGGACAGUGUUAGUGUGUGUGAUUUCAUGGAGACCACACGGCAGGCACUGUCAGACAGGUUCUGCAAGUUAAAUCUAGAGAAGGCAUCUCUUCAAUGGGAGUAACCAACAGACAAGCUUUUCUUGCAAAAAAAAAAAAAAUAAUUGUUCCUUGCACCUGUUAGCUGUAAGUAAGUUUUAACUGGCACAGCAGAACGUGCAGAUGUGAGAGGAGGCAAACCUCUCAUUGAUGUCAGACAACCAUCAAGCUACCCCCUGCCUAACGCACCGGCCUCAUUUCUUUUUCAACUGAAAAAAUGAUUUUUUGACCCUCAGUAUUACGUAGUGUUGGACACUGUAUUAGUUUUAAAAUUGUGCAAUACGAAAAUACUGUUUUUAAACCCUUGAAGGGUAGUAUUCGAAACACAGCUUUUGUCAGUGUCAUCUCGUUUCUGUAGUGAUAACAUACCCUUAACUGACAUUUGAUAAUUUCAUUGACCAUAUUUUAACAAAACAUGGAAAGGUUAUGUGAAAUACGUGCUAUAUACAAAGCAUUUUUUAAUAGAAUUUUUAGCUUUUGAUACGUAAUGUAAAAUAUGCAUUGUCUUACAACUUGAAUCUUUCAAACUCUACAUUAACAGAGUUUGGCUAAAAUGGUGCCACACAUUAGGGAUAAAUGGGUGGAGAUAAGGUAAUGUUUUACUUAUAAAAGUUACUUUUUUUUUUUUAUAACAACAUUCUAGUUUAUAGCAACUUUUUAAAAAUACUGAUUAUCAUUCCAGGAAGAUGUUAUCUUAUUUUUUUAAUAUUUUAUUGAUUCUGGUUUAUUUCUUUUAGUUUUCCACAACAGCUACAAAAGCAGAUGUAAUUUUCAAUAGGAUUAUGAGAAUCUAUUCAAAAUAAUUAUUUUUUUCUUCCGUGGAACAUUGUGUACUUACAAAUAAUAUAAUAAAACAGUUCAUCUAAAUUUUCAUCAAUUUCUUUCAUCAAAAAAAAUUUCAUCAAUUUCUUUCAAUAAAGAAUGGGUAUUUUUCAUUAGUAUGUGGAGACAUACAAUUAGAAAGUACAGAAAUAUACUGCUGCUUUCCAUCACUGGUGGAUGGACUUACAAUGAUGACUAAAAAACAUUUUGCACAAGCAAAAAUAUUUAAGCCAUAACUGGAUUUACUACGCAUAUGCUGUUUCCCAAUUGCAUGCAACUCUUUGGAGGACUGAUUCACUUACCUAUCUUGUGCAGUAGAGCAAGGGAUGAUGUCACUCAACCAUUUACGCUUUUAAAAAGCAGCAGUGAGUGAAAGGGAAAACUUUAAACAAAGUAAUCACAAUAAUAAGAAAUUGAACAGCGAUAGUUAUUUUAUUCAUUUCUAAACACAUAUUCCUAAAAUACAAUUUAAUGAAACUAUAAUGUUUUGAUUGUGGUUGUGGGUAACAUUUGAGCAUUGUGAAAUACUAAGAAGAUGUUACCAAAUAGGGAGUGAUACUGACUAACAUCUUGCAUAGAGCGAAGCCUCCUGUGUGGAGGAGGAGGGAACACCCCAAACCCUUCUAUGUAGAAGCUUAAUUGCCCCCUUCGUAGAAGGGACUACAUAGUGUGCCCAGAAGCGUUUUAAACUGCUUUGUUUUAGUGAUGAAAACUUUGCAUUGGCCCGUAUUAAAAUUCUAUCCCACAGAUACAAGGAGAAAUUGUGUUUCCAAUACAUUAUAUGCAGGCACUGUGAAGUAUAGACUGCAUGUUGAUAGUUGAAAAUUGUAUGUUAAACCAGAGCAAGUAUCAAGUGAAGUGUGAAUGUAAGAUUUGCCUUUUGGACUGUGUUUUAGAGGAUAUGGAUAGAUCUGUAAGAAGAUAGCUGCACUGUAAUGAACUUAUUUUUUGUGAUCGAGCUUUUCUGCAUCUUUAACAAAUAAACUUAUUUUCUCUCCUUUUGAUA